UGGGGAAAGCAGAGCUGCCAGAGAGGGAGCUUUUUCAAGUUGUGUCCGUGCCCAGGAAUGUGUUUGAACAGAGUCCCAUGGGGCACAGGCUGCUGAGUGCCCUGCUCAGCCUGGCAGGAGCGAGUAACAGAGGCAGGGCUGGAUUCUGUACCGUGGGAUUGGCACAUCGGUCUCAGCGGGUGAUAUGUGCCUGGGGCAGAGGUAAAACUCCACACAGAGCUAAGUUAGAAUCUGAGCUCUCUGUUGCCCAGACACAGGAAUGGCAGGAGCACAGGAGAAGGAUGCAGGGGGGGUCUCUGCCUAGCAUGGUUUGUGCUGGUAGGGCAGCACAGUGGGGGAAGUUUGCUGAAUCAGUGACUUUUCUGGGCUGGAAGGAAAAUGAUUCCUGACCCCUGCCAGCACUUCAUGCAGAUCCAGGAUGCGGUUCCCAGAAAUGUCCCUACAUAUAUUAGCAAAAAGGCAACUGCGUAUCUUGCUGCAAGAAAGCAUGGCGACUGAUGCAGCACUGAGCUGUGAACCUGGGGUAAUGGAUCUCCUGAAGGGAAUGCUGUGAAGCACAACACCAAGGAGCUUAAUUUGCUGACUGCCAGGAAGCAGGUUGUUCUUCCUGUCUCCAGGGAAGCUUGCAGACAAGCCCCAGCACUGGAAGCAGACAGAAUACCAGCCGCAGGGCCGGGAUCAUGUAGUGCAGUGCAGCCCACCUCGUUACAGCGUCCUAAUUGCAGGAACAGCGAGCUGGGAAAACUACAGUUCCCAUCACCCUUUUGUGCAUGUCCCUGUGAAACUACAUUUCCCAGAACCUUUUAAUGAGCCAAAGAGGAUGUCUAUGGAAAUAAAUGCCGACGAUUUUUGCAUAACACUCUGCACCUCCGGAGUGCUGGCCUGCCUUUGACUUGUGAAAACGGGAACAGAGGAAAAGCCAGGAGGUGUCAGCGUUGUGGAGUUGUGGUUUUGCCUACUCCUAAUAGCCGCAGUGAUAUCCUCCACCAUAGAGCAUCAUUCCUCCUCUCAGGACUCCCUUGGUGGUCACAGGGAAGAUCCUGUUCCCCAAGAAACACGGCUGCUGCGGAGGGAGAGGCAGAUAAACUACAGAUCCCGGCAUUCUCCGACAGGCAGCACCUGCGGCAGUCCCUGCACGCCGUGGGGGAGGUGGGGGUGAGGAUGAGGAUGGAGGGCAGGGAGGAGAUGCAGGGCGCCGUGGGGCUACGCUGCACCUGGGACAUCCCGCCACCCGCUGGCACCCAGGCCAAGUGGGUGAGGCUCAAUGUGGGGGGCACCGUCUUCCUCACCACCAGGCAGACUCUGUGUCGGGAGCAGAAAUCUUUCCUCUGUCGCUUGUGCCAGGGCGAGGAGCUGCAGUCGGACCGGGAUGAGACUGGUGCAUACCUAAUAGACCGGGACCCCACUUACUUUGGACCCAUCCUGAAUUUCCUCCGUCAUGGGAAGCUGGUCCUGGAUAAAGAUAUGGCUGAAGAGGGGAUCUUAGAAGAAGCUGAGUUCUAUAACAUUGGUCCUUUGAUCCGAAUAAUCAAGGAUCGAAUGGAGGAGAAGGACUACACAGUCACUCAGGUGCCUCCUAAGCAUGUCUACCGUGUGCUACAGUGCCAGGAAGAGGAGCUCACUCAGAUGGUUUCCACUAUGUCAGAUGGAUGGCGCUUUGAACAGCUUGUGAACAUUGGCUCGUCCUAUAAUUAUGGGAAUGAGGAUCAGACAGAGUUCUUGUGUGUGGUCUCCAAAGAGUUGUACAACUCCCCCAGUGCCCUGAGCUCUGAGCCGAGCCACAAAGCCAAGAGCACAGAGGAGGACCUGGAGGAGGAAGAGCAGGAGGUGGAGGAGGAGGCAGAGGCAGAGGCAGAAGCAGAAGCAGAGGAGAAAGACUGUCCAUCUAUUCGGGAUUGCGCUAAACUCUCUUCCUGCGGACCCUCCCUUCUGCUCCCCUCCGUGUCCAUCCCAGCACUGUCAUCUACCUCCCACAUUGCCCCACUCGCCAGCCUCCAGCAUCCUUCCCUCUGCUCUCUUUGUCCCCCAGGGCUCAGAGUGGUCUCUGCCCAGGGCCCUGUCUCUCUCUGCUCCUCACUUUUCCUCCUCUGCAGCUGUUACAAGCCAGAGAUCUGAGGAUGUGAUCCCAACACUCCAGCCUUUUCAUUUCUUGUUUAUAUCUUUAUUUUUGUACUGCAGUGUAUGGCAGCCCCUUGCCCCACAGUGAUGCCCUGCAGCCCCCUUCACUCUUCACGUGCAGCCAUUUUUUUUUUUACAAACUCACCUCAGAGGCCUGAGCCUCCAGCCCUGGAGAAGGGCAGAUGCUCCAUGGAGGCCCUGGGCUGCUGUAGGAGCUGGAGCCCAUGGCCCCCUCCUAUGCCUGGCAGUUUGGCUUUCCUUAGUGUCACAGUGGCCCCUGGUGGGGACAUCAGCAAUCAGCCACUGCAGCCUGCGGUCCCUUCCUGAGCACCUUGGAUGCAAAUGGGAACCCGAGGUGGUGACAACUGCAGAAGGACCAGUUCUUGCCCUUUUGCUGUUGCAGGCAGUUGGUCUGGGCUUGUGGCCAGAGGGUAAAUACAGAGCCACAGUCUUUUUCUGGGCCACCCG
Messenger RNA from Empidonax traillii (willow flycatcher), 2586 nucleotides. It is a transcript of the gene KCTD17, whose product is annotated as potassium channel tetramerization domain containing 17. The transcript is spliced from 8 exons. The record is from RefSeq and is a predicted model, not a curated record. Lineage: Eukaryota; Metazoa; Chordata; Aves; Passeriformes; Tyrannidae. Gene Ontology annotation, biological process: protein homooligomerization; proteasome-mediated ubiquitin-dependent protein catabolic process. Gene Ontology annotation, cellular component: cytoplasm; Cul3-RING ubiquitin ligase complex. Bases 1162 to 2115 code for a protein of 317 amino acids. Gene Ontology annotation, molecular function: cullin family protein binding.